This is a messenger RNA of Odocoileus virginianus texanus, 3123 nucleotides long. Lineage: Eukaryota; Metazoa; Chordata; Mammalia; Artiodactyla; Cervidae. The record is from RefSeq and is a predicted model, not a curated record.
UCUCCCGCAUUGCAGGUGGAUUUUUUACCAGCUGAGUCGGAAGGGAAGCCAGAAGAUUACCAUAAACUCAUACAAAACGGAGAACGUAACGAGCAUGACUAACUUUUUUCUAAUAAAUACUACUGACUUUAAGACAUGAGAAUAGGACAGUUCAGGGUUUGAGAGGGAAGGCUCCAGAAUUAGACAGCUCUGAGUCUGGAUUCUGGCUUCACUUUUAUCACCUAUAUGAUCCUGAGCAAGUUAUUCAUAGUUAAAUCUAAGCCUAUAAUUAACUGCUUAAAGAUAAGGCUAAUACAAGAAUUUCACCCUGUUAAAUUCUGUGAGAAAUACAUGAGAUAACACACAAGAAUGAUCCCUUAUAGCACCUGACACACGAUAGCGCUUAACAAAUGUAAGUCCUCUACAUAUGAACAUUCAAGUUGCAAGCUGUUGAAGAUGCAAAUGUGUGUCCCAUCAGCUUCAGGCAUGAGCAAAAUUGCGGCUUGCCCUCCAUCUAUUGUUGAUGGUCUUUCAGCUCUACCAUUUCCCACCUCCUCCAGUCAGUAACUGCUCUUGCCUGUUCACUGGGGGCCAGCCCCAAUGUGCCCACUAUUGUAUUGUACUACUGUACUCAUCAGGGUACUGUACUGUAGCAUUAAAUAUAUUUUCUUUAAUUUUUUGGUUUGCUUUUUAUUAUUAUUGUGUGAAAAGUUUUAUGAACCUAUGACAAUACAGUUUUAUAUAGCUGACUGUGUCAGUUGGAUACCUAAGCAAACUUUGUUGGACUUAACAAACACCCUCUUGGAAUGAAUAUCAUUUGUGCAUGGGGGAUUUACUGUGUAUUAUUGCUUAAUGCUGGAUUCUAGAACUACUUAUCAUGUCUGCUAUAUUCCAGAUCUUGUGUGAGGUACUGAGGACAUAAGAAUUUAAAGUUCCUUCCUUUAAUUGUUCUCAAGAUCGAGUAGACACAGCUGAAAAAAAGCAGCUCCAGAAUCCCCAAUGACAUCCCACUACAUGCAGUACAAAGCGUUAAAUACAGGCUAACGAUAAUAUCUUGAGAUUGAGAAGGAAGAGAUUCAUUGUGUGUGGAGGAGCUCAAGCUGAAAGCCAGGCAAGAUCCAAGAUCAAGGAGUCAUGUAGGUACAGUCCUUCUCACAAGACUCCACUCAUGAGACCCUAUAUGAUGGUGUCAGGCUGAAUUUCAACUCGGCCUGCUUGUUGAUAAAAUGAUCCUAGAAGAUGACUCAAGCCGGGAGACCAGGAAGACUAGGGGUGUAUCGUUCAGGAGGGCAGAGGAGAGCAAUACCUGGAGAAAAUGAAAGAAGGUUCAGCACAUUGACGGGUUUGAUAGCACUGGCCAGACCUUAGUCUGGUUCCUGCUGCACCUGCUGCUCAGUGGAUGAGGUUCAAAUAUUUCAACUUGAGCUUCGGUUGCCUCUUCUGUGAAGUGGUCACAUCAGUCACACAACCUCACAGGAGUAUAAUAUGGAUUCAGAGCUCAAGGAUUAUUAUAACAAGACAUUUGCUGGUGAGAACAAUACUGCUUCCAUUCGGAAUUCUGAUUUCCCAGUCUGGGAUGACUAUAAAAGCAGUGUUGAUGACUUGCAGUAUUUUUUGAUUGGACUCUAUACACUUGUAAGUCUUCUUGGUUUUAUGGGGAAUCUACUUAUUUUGAUGGCUCUCAUGAGGAAGCGAAAUCAGAAGACUACAGUCAACUUCCUCAUAGGGAACCUGGCCUUCUCCGAUAUCUUGGUUGUGCUAUUCUGCUCACCUUUCACACUGACCUCGGUCUUGCUGGAUCAGUGGAUGUUUGGCAGGGUCAUGUGUCACGUUAUGCCUUUCCUUCAAUGUGUGACGGUUCUGGUUUCCACUUUAAUUUUAAUAUCCAUCGCCAUUGUCAGGUAUCAUAUGAUAAAACAUCCUGUAUCUAAUCAUUUAACGGCUAACCAUGGCUAUUUCCUGAUUGCCACUGUCUGGACACUGGGUUUUGCAAUGUGUUCUCCUCUCCCAGUGUUUCACAGCCUCGUGGAACUUCAGGAGACCUUUGGCUCGGCAUUGCUGAGCAACAGGUAUCUAUGUGUCGAGUCAUGGCCAUCUGAUGCAUACCGAAUUGCUUUCACUAUCUCUUUAUUGCUUGUUCAGUAUAUUCUGCCCUUAGUUUGUCUAACUGUAAGUCAUACUAGUGUCUGCAGGAGUAUAAGCUGUGGAUUGUCCAACAAAGAAAACCAACUGGAAGAAAAAGAGAUGAUCAACUUAACUCUCCAUCCUUCCCAAAAGAGUGGGCCCCAAGUGAAGCUCCCCAGCAGCCAGAAGUGGAGCUACUCCUUCAUCAGGAAGCACAGAAGGCGGUACAGCAAGAAGACAGCCUGUGUGCUGCCUGCCCCAGCUAGGCUGCCUCUGGAGAACCACCCCGGAAGGCUUCCGGAGCACGCGGGCCCCAGGAAGAGUCCGCUCCCUUCAUCCAGUAAGUUCAUACCAGGGGUGCCCACCUGCUUUGAGGUGAAACCAGAAGAAAACUCAGAUGUUCAUGAGAUGAGAGUAAACCAGUCUAUCAUGAGAAUAAAAAAGAGAUCUCGAAGUGUUUUCUACAGACUGACUAUCUUGAUAAUUGUGUUUGCGGUGAGCUGGAUGCCUCUACACCUUUUCCACGUGGUGACCGAUUUUAAUGAUAACCUGAUUUCAAACAGACAUUUCAAGUUGGUGUAUUGCAUAUGUCACUUGCUAGGCAUGAUGUCCUGUUGUCUUAAUCCAAUUCUAUAUGGAUUUCUUAAUAAUGGGAUCAAAGCUGACUUAAGGUCUCUUAUACACUGUCUGCAUUUGUCAUAAUUCUCAGUGUUUACUAAGGAGAAAAAAAGUGUGGUGAUCACCUAAAAUAUAUUCAUAGUAACUAUGUAUUUAUAAUCAACAAACUUUGUUAACAUGUGGAGUUUAUGUAUAAGAGCUGUGGAUUAGGAUGUCAGUUCAUAAUAUAUAGAAGAUAAUUUUAAUGUGUUAUAUAAGAUAAAUUCAUUUAGUUGUAUAAAGUCAUUGUCAAUCCAGUCUGUAAUUUCAUUUUAAAGAGUAUUUAUAUUACCUUCCAUUUCAACUUGUCUAUAAACCAAUGAAUUGUUAGUUCUUGCUUAAAAUAAAAAUUAUAUUUAACCA